Molecule: messenger RNA, 3243 nt
Organism: Leishmania braziliensis MHOM/BR/75/M2904
Lineage: Eukaryota; Euglenozoa; Kinetoplastea; Trypanosomatida; Trypanosomatidae
Exons: 1
Coding region: 1-3243 (1080 amino acids)
Biological process (GO): rRNA acetylation involved in maturation of SSU-rRNA
Cellular component (GO): 90S preribosome; nucleolus
Molecular function (GO): ATP binding; 18S rRNA cytidine N-acetyltransferase activity; tRNA binding
Source: RefSeq, a predicted model, not a curated record
AUGGCAUCGUCGGCGUCUGUGGUGGGAUCCGCCCGCGGUGUUGGUGGUGCUUCCAUGGUGAAGCGCAAGGUGGACGACCGUGUCAAGACGCUGAUCGACGACGUGGCCCACCACAAGCAUCGCGGCCUCAUCCUGCUCGUUGGCGACCGGGCCAAGGACCAAGUGGUAAACCUGCACCUCAUGGUCUCCCGUGCCAACCACAACGCGAAGGUGAAUAUCCUCUGGUGUAUGCGCAAGGAUCCAGACUUCGGGUCGACUGGCAAGAAGCAGCAAGAGAAGCGAGCCCGGCUGGAGGUGAAGGGCGGCCUCUCCACCGAGGCGUCCAAGGAGGCCUUCCAGACGUUCCUGGCGCAGACGAACGUUCGUUUCUGCAAAUACGCGGAGACGCACCGGAUCCUUGGCCAGACCUUCGGCAUGGCUGUGCUCCAGGACUUUGAGGCCAUCAGCCCCAACACGCUGGCCCGCACAGUGGAGACGGUGAAGGGGGGUGGCCUCGUCGUGAUCAUGUUCCGCGCAAUGCGGUCGCUGCGGCAGCUCUACACGAUCGCCAUGGACGUGCACGCGCGCUACCGCACGGAGUCGAAAAGGGACGUUGUCCCGCGCUUCAACGAGCGCUUCCUCCUCUCGCUGGCGGACUGUGACGCGGCCAUGUGUGUUGACGACGACUUGAAUGUCCUCCCAAUCACGGAGAAGAUGAGGACGUACGGCAAAAACCGCAAAAGCGACGCCUACGAUGCCGAUCUCGCCGUGCAGGGCCGCCUGCAGCACGAGGCGGAUUUGGCGAACGUCAAGGAGAGGCUGAGGCCGAGCGAGGAUGUCGGGCCACUCGUGCAGCUGUGCCAGACAGUGGACCAGGCCAAGACAGUGCUAUCCCUCAUGCAAACUGUCAUGGAGAAGCGGCUGGACUCAACGUGCGUCGUGACGGCAGGCCGCGGUCGCGGCAAGUCCGCCGCGCUCGGCAUGACGGUUGCGGGGGCGAUUGCACAGGGGUACAGCAACAUUAUGUGCACCGCCCCGACGCCGGAGAACGUGCAGACUCUCUUCGAGUUCGCGAUUCGUGGGCUGAAGGAACUGGGGUACCGGGAGCGGACGGACUUCGAGGCUCUGCAGGGUGUCAGCGAGGAGUUCGCCAAGUGUUUUAUCCGCAUCAACGUCUUUCGGGAACACCGACAGACAUUGCAGUUUGUGUCUGCAACGGACACAGCAAAGUUUGCGCAGGCGGAAGUGUGCGUGAUUGAUGAGGCGGCUGCGCUGCCGCUGCCGCUGGUGAAGCGCAUCUUGGGCCCCUACCUGGUCAUUCUGAGCUCCACUGUCUCUGGCUACGAGGGCACUGGCCGCAGUUUGUCCAUGAAGCUUGUGGCUGACAUGCGUCGCGGCAGCAGCAGCGGCGCCGCCGACGCGCGCCACCUGAAGGAGCUGUCGAUGAGCGAUCCGAUCCGUUACGGCCCGGGCGACCCAGUGGAGAGGUGGCUGAACAAGCUCCUGUGCCUCGACGCAACGAUGGAGAAGGCGCAGUUGACCACGUCUCCGCACCCGAGCACAUGCGAACUGUUUUACGUUAACCGCGACGCCCUCUUCUCAUACCACCCUUUGGCCGAAGAGCUGUUGCAGCGCAUCCAGUCGCUGCUUGUCGCCGCUCACUACAAGAACCAGCCGAACGACCUGCAGUUGCUCUCCGACGCACCGGGGCACCACUUGUUUGUGCUCUGCGCCGACAGCGUCGAGUCGUCCGCGGCCACGGCGCCGACGUCGUCGACCUCGGCGGCGGCACACCAGCCAAUACCAGACAUUCUCUGUGUCCUCCACGCCUGCGAGGAGGGCCAAGUAAGCGCACAGAGCAUCAAGAGCCACCUGAGUCACGGCCUUCGCCCAUCGGGUGACUUGAUCCCCUACACCCUGUCCCAGUACUACCUGGAGGAGGGCUUCGCAAAGUUGGCGGGGCUGCGCAUUGUCCGAAUUGCUGCAAACCCGGCGUUGCUUCGGGCCGGCUACGGCUCCCGCGCCCUCGCCUUGCUGCAUCAGUACUACAGUGGCUCCAUCUCACUGACAGCAGCGGAGCCGAAAGUAGUGGCAGCGAAGCACCGGAGCGGCGACACCGAGGCUGACACGCGUGGGCAGGCUGGCAGUGAUCACGACGGCGAGUCCUCUGCGGCAACCGCAAUACUUGCGCCGCGCUCGCACAUCACAAGCCUUCUCACGCCUCUCGUUGAGCGCCCUUACGAGCUGGUCGACUACCUUGGCGUCAGCUUUGGUCUCACAACGGAGCUACUUAACUUCUGGAAGAAGGCCUUGUACAUCCCCCUCUACGUGCGCCAAGCUGCGAAUGAGCUGACAGGUGAGCAUAGCUGUGUCAUGGUGCGGCCGAUGGGCUUCGACUUGCGCCCGCUGCAGCACGAGUUCCAGCACCGCCUGCUCUCCCUUCUGGCGAUGCCGUUCCGCCACUUGCCAACAGAGCUCGCCUUGAGCCUUGUGUGCGACUUGGAGGCGCACGAUCCGCACAAGCUAAGCGCGUCGACAGACCUGUCGGAGGUCGACCACCACGUUGUGCGCGUGGACGGUGUUGUGCAGGCGACAAGCGGCGACAUUGCAGCCACCUUCACCGCCGGCGAUAUGCGGCGCCUGCGUCUUGUGUCGACCGCGUUCGUUGAGUGCGGCAACGUGCUCGACCUGGUCCCGAUACUGGCGAAGUGGUACUUUGGGAAGCGGUUCUUCCGCUGCCCAGACGGCACCGACGGCGUUGUGCUCUCGCAUGCGCAGGCAGCCGUGCUACUGGCGGUAGGCCUGCAGUGUCAAACGGUAGAGGAGCUGGCUGCUCAACCGGCUUUCUCUGCCGUGUCGACUCAGCAGCUGCGCGCGCUUUUCCUGAAGGCCCUCUCUCGCCUCUCGGAGCACAUCACCACCCUGCAGAAGAUCGCCAAGGCGGAGCAACAUGAGGGCAGAAGCGUCAGUGUGCGGGAGAGCAAGUGCGCACCUUCUCAAUCGGGUGGCGCGGCUGGUGACAGCAUCACCAUUGGCGGGACUGCUGAAGAUGUCGAAGAUGCGGAGGAGAUCUACGACAGUCACGGAAACUUGAAAGGACUGAAGGUGGCGCGUAAAGUCAAGGCGCAGGUGUCUGUUGACACGACGUUGCUGCGAGACACGUCGUCGUCUGUCUCAGGCAACGCGUCGGCCGCUUGUCAGGGUCGCGACAGUCUACAGGAUGUUUUCUACCGUCCAAAGAAGAAGGCGUCCAGACAUCUCUGA